GGGGGUCGGGGGGGGGAGACCGAACCCCGGCGGUGACGCUGUCCGGGCUCCAUGAAGCUGCGCGGCAGGCCGGGCCUGGCGGUUGCUAUGGGCAGCGCGGUAGUAGCGCUGCUGGUUUUCUAUUGCGCGCUCUCGGGAUCCCAGGUAUUAAGAGCAAUUGCUUCUUACUCCCCUUGGAGGAUAGAACAACAGCUUUACAAGCUGGAUGUAGGCUGGCCUAAACGUCCAGAAUAUUUCACUGGGCAAACAUUUUGUGUUGCUGUUGACCCUCUCCAUGAUCUGGUCUAUGUUGCACAAAGAGGGGCUAAUGUACCAAAGGUACUAGUGUUUUCAGAUGAAGGACAUUUCCUGCAUGCAUGGAAUUCCACAGUUGAAAUGCCUCAUGGUAUCUUUGCAGUCAGCACCCCUACAGAUACCUCAAUAUGGAUCACAGAUGUUGGAAGCGGGGAGUAUGGGCACACAGUUAAACAGUACAGUCCUUCUGGUAAACUUAUUCAGAUCCUGGGUACUCAAGGUAAAGCUGGCUCAGGUUUAAAUCCGCUGCAGUUUGAUCAGCCCGCAGAAAUAUUUGUGGAACAAACAGGGGAGAUCUACGUUGUGGAUGGAGAUGGAGGGAUGAACAACAGAUUAUUCAAACUGUCCACAGAUUUCCAGGAGAUAUGGCUGCGUGGGGAAAAUGGUACAGGUGUUGGUCAAUUCAAGAUUCCUCACAGUGUCACAGUGGAUUCUGUUGGACGGGUGUGGGUUGCUGACCGAGGAAACAAACGAAUCCAGGUUUUUGAUAAAGUCACAGGGGAAUGGCUGGGGUCCUGGAGUAGUUGUUUCGUAGAAGAUGGUCCCUCUUCUGUCAGAUUAACUACCAAUGAGAAAUAUCUAAUUGUAGCUCAGCUGAAUAUUAACAGAGUGUCUGUCUUGGCAGCACCACCAGUAGGAUCCAUUGGAGAUUGCCAUGUGGUAAACACAAUCCAGCUAGCUGAUGAGGUUAAACCACACCUUGUGGAUGUAAAUGUGAAGACUGGAGCAAUUUAUGUUGCAGAAAUUGGUGCACAACAAGUACAAAAAUAUGUACCCUUAAACUAAUGGUUUUCUUUGGUUCAUUCAGCACAAGCCAUUUAUUCUGGAUUACAAAACCUGUGCUGGAUUUCCUUACAUUCAUUGCAGACUGUGCUUCCACUCAUAAGCACAGCAUGUUGCACCACUAGAAUGCAUAAAAUAACUGUUUUGUGACCUGCUCUCACUCUUAUUUUCUUUGUCAAACUCAGGGAGCUAUUUUCUCUUGAUCUGUCAUUAUUUGUCUUUACUGGCAUGUUUUGUGUGUUUUGUUUCAUUUUAGUUAGUUGUUGGGAUUUGGAGAAUGCAUUUGAUAUGCAUAUUAGUUCCGUUUUACCCUGCUUUUAACUUCAAGGUAGUUUUUCCCCUUGUCUCUUGAUAUAUCAUAAGACAUUAAGUUUGUAAUUAUUCUGCUAGUCUAGACAUAAUUUCCAUUGUUAAUCAAUAUACACUCUACCUCCAGUGUCCGGGGUGAAUCUUGUGACUUCUUUGCCUAGUCAGUGCACUCUGCUGCCUCCUAACAUCCUAGCUGGCAGAGAGAAAUGUCUGCAUAUUUAAUUUUCCAGAAGCCUUGUCCACUUGAGGCUCUGGACUCUAGCUUAACAUUGCUUCAGGUUUCCUUGACUCUUUAUGCUAACAUUGUCCAACUCAGAACAUAAAGAUGUAGCAUGUCAUAGUCUCCUGAGCUUCAGUGAGACCUUUGACACUUAUGGCCAGUGCUGAGGUUUUAGCAUCUCUGGCAUCUAUCUUAGGUAAUCAUUGAUACCGCUGUUGACAUCAAAGGCAUCAGUUCUUUACUGAUUUAAGCUAACUCCAUAUAAAGCACUUUAAAUGAAAUUAAGAGUGUCUUCACAAUGAGGUGACACUGAUUUUUAACUAACCGAGUUUCUAAAUUGAUUUAGUUAAAUCGGUACAAGUUUUAUGUGUAAGCAAGGCCUCAAAGUAGAAUGUGUUGAAGUUUAACACAGCUGAGAUCCCUGGGGCACAUACUGGGGAUUUACUAGGAGAUUUUUAAUCAGCCUUAGGUCUGGAUACCUAUAGCAUGCUUUUGUCCUCUUAAUCUUGUUGAAACUUAGACACGUUGUCUACAGCAAUAUUUGGCCUUUGGAUUCUUGUUUUUAGAGACCAGUCUGAUCUUUUAUUCUGCCUUCAGAUUUUCAAGGACAUUCUUUCAAUAUUAAGCGGUGACUUUCCAUUUCUUUUUGGGGGACUUCUGCCAAUACAUCAGCAGCUGAUUUCUCUUUAGCACAGAACUUGCAAACUUCUUUGUGACUCUUCCAGAGUCAUUGUCUUUAUAAUUCUUCCCCUGAAUCCAGUUUGGGUUUUGAGUUGCAUAAAUUAGCUUCAUUAUCUUCUCCAAAAAACAUACACCAGCAUCUUUCUGUCCAUCCCUUCCCUAGUCCACGGUAAUUCCAAAGCCUUUUAGGUUUUGCUGGACAACCUUUCAGAGUAUCCUCUCUUCAGUGUAGAAGGGGUGAAAAAAGAGCACCAGUUCUUUGAUAUAUUUCUAGUGGUCAGGAAUGACUCUCCUGGUAAAAGAUUGGAUGCAUCUUAAGAAACUGUGGAUCCAUCCUCCUUGUUCAGUCAGGAGCUAUGAAUGCUUUUUCCUUUUCUUUUCACAUAACUAUCCUGAUUCCUUGGCUAUUUUGGGUGCUAGUAGUAGGUCAAGAGAGGCUAAGCUGUUCCACCUCCAUAGUUAAGGAGUAUGGGAAGUGGAACCCUGCUUCACCAUCAUGGAUGCCUCAGCAGUUGAAUGUGGUAUUGCUUAGUUCAAUUCCAGGUUCACUAAAAUUAAGGUUUGCUCAGUUUAGCCUUGAAGACUUUUCUUGCCACAGUGUCCAGAUCCUUAUGUAACGUUACAGCAACAGUCUACAUGAAUCAUCAAGGAAGAGUCAGAUUUGGUUGCCAUGUCUGGACAUUAUUGCUGCUUUGGAACCAGGCAAUCCUGAACAAAGAGGACUUUGUAUAGAUGGUUAUGAUACUGAAAAAGACACUGUACUGGCAGAUACCUUCAGAUUGGCAGCUCAAGAAGCCUUCCAUGUGAUGCAGAUCAUGAAGUUCUGCGUGUGCCUUAGAGACUUGUCUUUGAGACUUGUCACUCAAACAUCAAUUUUUUAAAACCAUUGUUGGCUGACUUUUGCUGCCCCCCUCAUCCUUGGAAUCAGUGGGAGCUAGGUGCCUAAAUGCCUUUGAGAAUCUGGGCCAAAGUGUGUUUGUUCAGUUUAUAGGUACUUGUGGUAUGAACAGGUGUCAGCUGGUGAUUAGUAGGAGGCUAUCAAACUCCUUUUCACUGCUAUACUUGUGACCUAGUUCAAGAGGUGACUGAUAAGUGCUUGAAUUUGUAAAAAUAAUUGAGCAAAAUUACAUUUUAGCAUAAUUUGGCAAAAAGUAAGUAAGGCUUUUACAAUGGGGGACCUUAUGUCUUAAUUUGAAAGUGCUCCUCAUUUCUGUAGCUUGGUGUGAUGACUUUGGCUGCAUGGGAUUUUUUGAUUUGGGGAAAAGUGGGGG
Molecule: messenger RNA, 3558 nt
Organism: Trachemys scripta elegans
Lineage: Eukaryota; Metazoa; Chordata; Testudines; Emydidae
Gene: NHLRC3
Product: NHL repeat containing 3
Exons: 7
Coding region: 52-1080 (342 amino acids)
Biological process (GO): proteasome-mediated ubiquitin-dependent protein catabolic process; negative regulation of translation; protein polyubiquitination
Molecular function (GO): translation repressor activity; ubiquitin protein ligase activity; protein binding
Source: RefSeq, a predicted model, not a curated record